CGGGGAGGGGGCGGUGCAUAUACGUUCCCGGCGCCGAUUGGCUCGCUGCGGCGGUGGGCGUGCCGCCGGCCAGCCGAUGAAUGGAGACGGCGGGGCGCGCGCGGGUGUGCGUGCGUUGCGGGUGCCGGCGGCGCAGGAUGGGGCCGAGUGGUGGCGUGUGCGAGUUCUGGCGGCGGGUGUCGGGCCCGGAGGAGCGGCGGCUGCUGGAGCUCCUCUCCUACGGGUUGGUGGUGCUGGGCGCCGCCUCCGCCCUCCUGCUCUGCUUCAUCCCCAUGCCCUACGGCCGGUACUCGUCGCAGCGCUUCGGCUGCCUGCUGCCCGCCCGCCUCGCCUGGGCGCUGCAGGAGCUGCCGUCCCUCCUCGUCCCGCUCGGGCUCGCCGCCUGCGGAGGGGCGGUCUCCACGGCCUGGCCCAAUCGUGUCCUGCUGGGCUGCUUCGUCGUGCACUACACGCACAGGGCACUCAUAUUUCCUCUUCUGAUACGGCAAGGAAAACCAACACCAUUUUUCACUUUUGUGCUAGCACUUCUGUUCUGUGUUUACAAUGGAUACUUGCAAGGCCGAAGCUUAACCAACUAUGCAAAGUACCAUUCAGACUGGUUAAAAGAUCCACGUUUCAUUACAGGUUUAAUAGGGUGGUUGGUCGGCAUGGCAAUCAAUAUUCAUUCUGAUCAUAUUCUCAGAAAUCUGAGAAAACCAGGGGAAACUGGUUACAAGAUACCGAGAGGAGGAAUGUUUGAGUAUGUCAGCGGAGCCAACUUUUUUGGAGAGAUCCUGGAAUGGUUUGGGUUUGCCCUUGCCUGCUGCACCAUUGAAAGCCUUGCAUUUGCAUUGUGUACGCUUUUCAUCUUGGGUUCAAGGGCAAAACAACAUCACCAAUGGUACCUUGAAAAAUUUGAAGACUACCCAAAAAACAGGAAAAUUGUGAUCCCAUUUGUGUACUGAGCUGUGCUUUUAACACUGUUUUUUAAACUGAUGCUUUUUGUAACAGCUAAUACUACAGGUGUUGACAGGUUAACAACAUACCCUGAUCAUCAGUGUGACAGAGCCUUGGCAUCGGUGCUGCUACUACUUACUGCUUUUCCUCUAAUGAAAACCCAGAAUCUGAGGGACAUGGUGAACAGGAACAGAAAUGGUUUUCCAACAGCAGAGCACCAUCAUAAAUACAUUAAGCAAUGUGUCUUAAUUCACAUCAUGGGAAGUACUGCACAGGACUUCUGAUGCUUCCUUUUCUGCAAGUGCAGCUUCUGCUGUUUCCACUCGCUCUACCCACACUGUCCUGAGGAUUGUGCCAUGGGCCCAGUCACCCUCACUGCAACCUGCAUGCUGUGUUCUACCUGUUAUUUGCCUGCAUACACAAAUGGGGUUAUGUGUUUGGUUUUUUUUCCUUGCCUUUCUAAUCCUUUCUUUCCCCUGCCAGCUUUUCCAGAACUGAUGAUGCAGACCAAAGACAUUAAAUAUACCACCUCUUAGGUGGGAGUCAGUGUUCUGCUUUCUCUUUGCGCUAUUACACGGGUAUGGACACUAUAUAGAUAAUACUAUUUACAGAAACAGUUGUACUGCUACCUUUCCCAAAUAAUACACUAAGAUUGUCAUCUACCUCUCAAAUUUGAUAACUGUCUCAAUAUUCAGUGUGUUUUCUCACUCUUCUUUUUUCAGAAGGCAUUCUUUAAGCCAGUCUAGCACUGUUAACAAUUGUGUAGUGUCUUCUAACUUUAUACUUUUUUACAAAAUUAUCUUACUAUGCUGUGUUUUUUAAAAUAUCAAGUGUCUUCCUUCUCCUCCUGUUGAUAGCAUUUGAGAUGAUUUUAUAUUCCAAAAAUCUGGAAUAUUUUAGUACUGCUUGUUUUAUUAAUGUCAGUUUUUAGACCCCUGCAUUUUCCUCCUGAAAUACUUCAGAAGGGUUUCAAAGACAUGAAAGCACACAGAUUUGAGUUUUGGGCACAUUUGUGCAUGCUUGUGAUAUUAAAGCAUUUUUUAGAAUUGCUAAACAAAAAUUAAAAAAAAAAAACACAAAAAACAAACAAAACAAACAAACUACAGUUCUACAAAAUUAAAAAAACUAACGAACAAAACACUAAACACAAACAGGAAACCAAGCCAACCCAACAACCAAACAGUGAUAAUUAAAAACAAAGGCACAAAAAACUUCCCACAAAACCCAAAACUCUGCUGCUAAUAUACUUUGGAAAUCACUGGAAAUAAAACUUGCUGAGUGUUUUUUGAUCUGUUUACACCAUUUAUAUUGGGUUAUAUUCUUCAAAACAAAUUGGUAAUAUAGUUUUUCCAGAUGCUGAGUUUUCCGGUAUGGUAUUUGAGUAUGUUUUGUCUAAAGCUCAAAAUUCUGUAUUUGCUGUUAUGUUAUUCUGGUUACUACAGUAGUGUAUCUCAUGAAUUUUACCUUUAGUAUUUUAGUUACUAGUUUAAAAAGAAAAAGUGCAUUCAGAAAAUGAGCAGUGAAGAAAGGACUUUGUGACCCAAGUUUCUGCUUAACAGUUGUUUCUUCCUCUUCCUGCCGUGUUUAUAUGGUACUUACUGCACUGUAGUAUUGUCUAUCGUUAAGAAUUAAUUCAGUGGUGUAAAUAAUUGUAACAAAAAAUUAUGGUGUUAUUGACUCAAAUAGUCGAAGGAGAGGAGAGAAAUUAGAAGUCCUGCAGUGGUGAUAACUUAAUACAGCUAAACCCUUGGACUACCAGUUGCUGCUUAUAAAGUUGACUGGGGUGACCCAUCCUGCUCUCAGCCAAUAUCCAAAAAGUCCAGCUUUGGGAGAACGUAGGAAUACCCAUUUUUUUUUUUUUGCCAGUGUCAUCACUUGAUUCUCAAGUUGUUUAAUAACUUCUCUAGUGUUUGCAUCUUUCCGUAGUGUUUUAGAAGUCUGAGGCUUCCCCUGUUGUUUUUGUUGUCACACCCUGAUUUGACAUUGGGUCCUAGCUUGCCUCAUGAACAGUCAGGUUCCCUGAUGCAGAGGAUGGCGAGGAGAGGAGGAUUCACCCCUCAAUGCUGAAGUGGACUUAGUGGACAAUAAAAGUUCAAUAGGAUCACUUAAAGCAUAUUAUGAAGAUAAUUUUUAGAAGCCUAGUCUUAUGUAUCCAGAUAUUUCUACAUCCCUGUGGCAGUUUGUCUUGGUGUCUAAAUCAUUCAGCCAUCAAAAUCUGUUUUAGGGGAAAAAUACUUUACAGGAUUUAAGUAACACUACUUACUCUAGAUAUUUAAAUGUUUGCAUAGUUUAUGGUGAAUUUGCAUGUUACUAAUAUCUUUAUAUCUGUUUAAAAAAAAAAAAUCACUGGUGGGACAACCAACUAGUAAAAAAGAUCUGGCUGCAGCACUUUAGUCUCUAAUCCACCACAUUGGUUUGUGAUUGGUGGUGGUGGUUGUUUUGAUUUGUUUUUUUUUUGUUUUUUUUUUUUUUGCCUUUUAUAAAAAGGUAAUGAUUCUUUUAAUAGUGAAGAGUGAGAAAAAAUGGCUUAGCAUUCAGUAUGUCUCAUUAUCAAAAGCUGUAACUCUCUGUACUCAGUAGUUUUUACCAUUGUUUAUGGAAAAUUUCUACUGAUGCCUCAGUUUUGUUUUGGUACUAUGCUGCUAAAUAUUGACUAAAAGUUCAGCUGGUUUGCUCACGUAAUGCUAAUUUAUGGUUUACCUAUAGCAGGAUAGGGAUCUGAAAGGGGAUGCUCUGAUUGCUUAUCCAUGUUCUUUCAUUACAAAAAAGGAAAAGCUAAGGUCUAUGGGAUAUGAAUAUCAGUGUGUAUAGGAAUUCUAGUUAAUUUGUGUAUUAAUAAAAAAACCCCAACAAACAGAAGAUGGCUUUAUUUGUUCUAUGUUUCUAUUUUAUAUUCUCACUAUACUGCUGCAACCUUCCUUAAGUGAAGUACAAAACUCAUUUGCGGCAAUUAAUUAGAGAACAAAUGUUAUGAGGAGCAGUGUAGGGAACUGGGGCUGUUCAGCCUGGAGAAAAGGAGGCUGAGGGGAGACCUUAUCGCUCUCUACUACUACUUGAAAGGAGGUUGUAGCAUGGAGAGUGUCGGUCACUUCUCCAAAGUAACAAGUGAUAGGACAAGAGGAAAUGGCCCCAAGUUGUACCAGGGGAGGUUUAGAUUAGAUAUUAGGAAAAAUGUCUUCACAGAAAGGGUCAUCAAGCACUGGAACAGGCUGCCCAGGGAAGUGGUAGAGUCCUCAUCCCUGGAGGUGUUUAAAAGACAUGUAGAUGUGGUGCUUAGGAACAUGGUUUAGUCAUGGACUUGGCAGUCCUACCUUAAUGGUUGGACUCAAUCUUAAAGGUUUUUUCCAAAAUAAAUGGUUCUGUGAUUCUUGUGUUUCAAGGCCAGGGUACAUCAGUGAAAAGUAUGAUCAACUUGGUCAAAUGUUAGUACUGCCUUUUUUUAAAAAAAAAAAAAAAAAAAAUAAUCCUAUUUUUCAUAUUUUACUUGUGUUUCCUUACUCUUUCAGCAGCAUUGACUGAAUUUUUGUUAGAAAAUAUCUGAUACUGAGAAAUUUUUCUUGAAAACAUAUGGUGUGAAAAUAAACUCUGUUCUGCCCAUUCCAGAAGGUGAAAAUAUGUAUGCUUGCUAUUGGGUAUAAUACGUGUAGCAAUUUUUAAGAGAUACUUCUAUACAGACUGUAUACAUCUUUCCUGAAAAUCCCCUACUAAUAAAAUAUGGUUUGCGGUGUCUUGCUGAA
Molecule: messenger RNA, 4673 nt
Organism: Columba livia (rock pigeon)
Lineage: Eukaryota; Metazoa; Chordata; Aves; Columbiformes; Columbidae
Gene: SRD5A1
Product: steroid 5 alpha-reductase 1
Exons: 5
Coding region: 81-944 (287 amino acids)
Biological process (GO): steroid metabolic process
Cellular component (GO): membrane
Molecular function (GO): 3-oxo-5-alpha-steroid 4-dehydrogenase activity
Source: RefSeq, a predicted model, not a curated record